CUCUUCUUUUUUGUCUCUGAGGUUCAUAAAAAAACCAGUGGGUUGGUGGGUUUGUGGUCCUAUGAACACUGAGGGUUGAGCUUUCUCCCGUGAAAACCAUGUGGGCUUUGUGCUGAAGCUGAUCCUAGACUAAGCAUCAUCUCCCUUUUUUUCUGACUGAGGACAAAGGGGCACUCAGGGGGUUUUAUUUUGAGUCAGAAAAGGAUAAAAAACCAGCUGGGUUUUGUGUUCCACUUUGGCUUUAGCCUCAAAUGACUUGCUGCAGUCUUUUAGAUACCAAGGUGAGAUCAUGACUGUAUGUUUUUGGAGUCUGUGCUAGAGUUGACUUGCCGCAGUAGGAAGAUCUGCUUUUCGGUAAGAUUUCACCAGACUGCCUCUUGGUUGAGGGAAAGAAGGGAAGAAUAGGAGAUCAUACAUUUAGCUUCGAAGAUAUUUGGAAGAACACUUCUCCUUUGAAACUUUAGAUAUUUUCCCAUGGUUUGAGGCCUUUCAGAUUUUGAAUCUGGUACAGAAAGAUUUCUUUGGUAAAGCCAUUUUUCUUGGUUUCUUUCCUUUGAGGUCUAGUUUGUGAAAAAAGCUUGCCAGAGAUUUGUGAUGGUUUAUAGGUCCAGAUUUCACGAUAUUUGAUAUACUAUUACUACUCUUCCUGCAGUUUAGCCAAUACAAGGUCAUUUCAUCAAUCUUCUACCAAAGGUCUGCAAGCGCUCUAGUGCUUUAUGCUACUUGGAUUUAGCUGCAGUUCUAAGUUUCAGUAACUGCUCCCUGGAUUAGUUCAUGGUCCGGAAAAGUGUUUCAAUAGCUUAGAUUUGAGCUUGUUUGUUCAGUCAUUGGAUUAGGAAGGCCUUUUUUUUUCUCAUACUGAGAGAAUGAGGCCUGUGGAUGAUAAGGGGUGUUACAGCAAUGGAUUAGCUCAGGACAUUCCCAGCAGUAACUCAUAUAACUUUGAGUUCCACAAUGGAAAUGCAACUAAUAAGGCUCGUCAACAUCGCAAGAUCUUAGGUUCUAGAUCCAAGCCAACCCCUUCAAAAUGGGAUGAUGCCCAGAAGUGGCUGGUUGGAUUAUCUGGUGGAGGUGAUCACUGUCACAGCAAGAGCAAGCCCCGGAACUCGAAUGCCGAUGAUAGAAGGCUUCUCGGUCCGAUGCCUCCGAAGGGAAGGGAUUCCUGCAGCAGUGCAGAUGGAGCAUUGGAGGAUGAUGCAGCACUGGCAGUUCCUACUCAAGAUGAAGGAGAAACAAAAAAGAUAGAUUGCAGUGAGUCAUUCUGGAGGAUCAGGAAGCCGGUUGAGGAGUCAUCCAUGGAAGUAAGAUCAGUUAGUGUGAGGGAUAUGGGCACAGAGAUGACCCCCAUAGCUAGCAAAGAGCCCUCCAGGACUGGUACACCACUUAGAGCUACUACUCCUGUGUUGAGGAGUCCCAUUUCUUCUAGAUCAUCCACCCCAGGGAGGAGCAGACAAGGCACCCAAGCCCAUGAGAGCUACCAAGCAGGUAUGAGGAAUUUGGAGAGGAAUAGUGAGUCAGUGCUCUUUGGUAAGGCUAGUGGGAAUGGAUGGCCUACUAGAGGGGAGGGUGAAUUAGAUGCCAGCAAGAUAUCUGAAAAUAAGGGUGCAGAACAAGUGAGGAACUCUGAUUCUCUGGAAGCACGAGCCAUGGCAUGGGACGAGGCCGAACGCGCCAAGUAUACGGCGAGAUACAAGCGUGAAGAAGUGAAGAUACAGGCAUGGGAGAAUCAUGAGAAAAGAAAAGCUGAAAUGGAGAUAAGGAGGAUGGAGCUGAAGGCUGAGAGGAUGAAAUCUCGGGCACAAGAAAAACUGGCAAACAAGUUGGCCGCAACACGAAGAAUAGCAGAAGAGAAGCGUGCUAGUGCAGAGGCCAAACUGAAUGAGAGAGCUGCUAGAACAUCCGAGAGAGCAGACUAUAUUAGAAGGACAGGACGCUUGCCAUCUUCCUUUUUUUCCUUCAAGUUGCCAUCACUGUGUGGCUAAAACAAUGUGAUGUAUCUAAUGGUACAUGUCCUCUCAUAAUCUGCCUGAAGAGUUAUUUUCUUUUAUUAUAAAUCUUACAGUUUGUGCCACUGUAAUCAAUUUGAUUAUUUUUGUAAGAUGGAAAUGCAUCAAUAGUAUUGUAUUCCCCCAAA
Molecule: messenger RNA, 2134 nt
Organism: Elaeis guineensis (African oil palm)
Lineage: Eukaryota; Viridiplantae; Streptophyta; Magnoliopsida; Arecales; Arecaceae
Source: RefSeq, a predicted model, not a curated record